GAGUCCAAAAAUCCAAUUCAAGUAGAAAGCCACCAAUCAACCACUCCACAAAAUCCACUAUUUUGUCACCAACAGCAUCCAUUUCCAAAUUCCAACCCGGCCCGAUUAUUCUUCUCCUCCCCCAAAUCACACUCCCCAAAACACACACAUACACACACAGUUUGAUCAAUCAAUUAAUCAAUGAAUCGCAGUGAGAGAUCUGUUUAGAAUACUGUGUUUGUGUUUUUGAAAACAGAUCUAUUAAGCUAUCUAUUCACCGGCUACAUUUGAUCUCAAAAAAAAAAAAAAAAAAAAGAAAAAAGAAAUGAAUAUAUUCAGAUUGGCAGGUGAUAUGACACAUUUAGCGAGUGUUCUCGUUUUACUUCUCAAAAUUCACACCAUCAAAUCAUGCGCUGGGGUAUCAUUGAAAACUCAGGAGCUCUAUGCAUUGGUCUUUGCUACUCGUUACUUGGAUAUAUUUACUGAUUUUAUCUCACUAUACAAUACUGUCAUGAAAUUGAUCUUCCUUGGGAGCUCUUUCUCUAUUGUAUGGUACAUAAGGCGCCACAGGGUUGUGCGUAGAUCCUAUGACAAAGAACAAGACACCUUUCGUCAUUAUAUUCUCACGCUACCUUGUUUACUUUUGGCCUUGCUUGUUCACGAGAAGCUAACUUUCAAAGAGGUUAUGUGGACAUUCUCCUUAUAUUUGGAAGCAGUCGCAAUACUUCCUCAGCUAGUCUUGCUGCAAAGAACAAGAAAUAUUGACAACUUGACUGGUCAAUACGUUUUUCUACUUGGAGCAUACCGGGCUUUAUACAUAUUGAAUUGGAUCUACCGUUACUUCACUGAACCUCAUUUUGUCCAUUGGAUCACUUGGAUAGCAGGGUUAGUCCAGACAUUGCUGUAUGCUGAUUUCUUCUACUAUUACUUUGAAAGCUGGAAGAACAAUGUAAGGCUCCAAUUACCGGCUUAAACUUGGCCUUUUGACAACGAUAAUGCCGGUUGAGAGUUCAGAGUUGUAAGAAUCAUACCUGAUUCUCCUAGGGUUGUUUGACGAUUUCGAUUCUUUCAAUUUUGUAUUAAACUCCCAUGUGGUUCUUAUAUACUCAAAAAAUGGGGCUCACCCUAAACAGAUCAGUAUGUAUCAGUGAUUAUAGAGUAUCCAACUUUCUUUUUUUA
This is a messenger RNA of Erigeron canadensis, 1158 nucleotides long. Its product is annotated as ER lumen protein-retaining receptor-like. Gene Ontology annotation, biological process: endoplasmic reticulum to Golgi vesicle-mediated transport; protein retention in ER lumen. The coding region runs from base 305 to 952 and encodes 215 amino acids. The record is from RefSeq and is a predicted model, not a curated record. NCBI's taxonomy places the organism in Eukaryota, Viridiplantae, Streptophyta, Magnoliopsida, Asterales, Asteraceae. Gene Ontology annotation, molecular function: ER lumen protein retrieval receptor activity. Gene Ontology annotation, cellular component: membrane; cis-Golgi network; endoplasmic reticulum. The transcript has 6 exons.